This is a messenger RNA of Hirsutella rhossiliensis, 885 nucleotides long. RefSeq names its product enoyl-(Acyl carrier protein) reductase domain-containing protein. Bases 1 to 885 code for a protein of 294 amino acids. The transcript has 4 exons. Gene Ontology annotation, molecular function: oxidoreductase activity. NCBI's taxonomy places the organism in Eukaryota, Fungi, Ascomycota, Sordariomycetes, Hypocreales, Ophiocordycipitaceae. The record is from RefSeq and is a predicted model, not a curated record.
AUGUCGGCUGAAGACGGCGAAUUCAAGCCUGUCCCGGAUCGACAGGCCCAAAACCUGCCUGGUCUCGAAAAGGACUUGCACCCGUCAAGCGAGACCACCAAGCUCCAAGGCAAACAUGACUUCCAAGAGUAUCGGGCUGCCGGCAAGCUGAGUGACAGCAAGGCCCUCAUCACCGGCGGAGAUUCGGGCAUUGGCCGGGCCGUGGCCGUGCUCUUUGCUCGCGAAGGGGCUGAUCUCAGCAUCGUUUACCUACCCGAGGAGCAGCAAGACGCCGAAGAGACGAGGGACCUGGUUCGAAAGGAAGGUCGCGAGUGCUUGCUCAUUGCCGGCGAUUUGAUGGACAACGAAACAUGCCGCAAGGCCGUCCAACAGCACGUCGACAAGUAUGGCAAAAUCGACGUGCUGGUCAACAAUGCGUCUAAGCAAAUCAUGGUCGACGAUUUUAAAGACAUUGACUUGGACAAUGUCGAGAGCACCUUCCGCAGCAACAUACUCCAGAUGUUUGCCAUGACUAAAUACGCCCUUCAGCACAUGGGCAGAGGCGGCUCCAUCAUCAAUUCCACCUCGGUCGUCGCCUACAGGGGCACCCCUAGCAUGGUCGACUACGCCGCAACCAAGGGUGCCAUCAACUCCUUCACCAUGUCCCUGGCUAAACAGCUCGUGCCCAAGGGCAUCAGGGUCAACGCAGUCGCCCCCGGUCCCGUCCAUACUCCCCUUCAGGCAGCGUCCAGGCCGCCAGAGCAGAUGGAGGGCUUUGGGAAGAAGUCCCAGCUCGGCCGCCCUGGCCAGCCGAGCGAGAUUGCUCCCAGUUUCGUCUUUUUGGCAUCCAAAGACUCUGAGCUAUACCAUGGUCAGGUGUUGCAUCCUUAUCCCCAGGGGGAUUGA